AUGUCGACAAGUGAUAAACGAUAUUUUCAACAUACAUUACAUUAUUUUCCUAGUGUUGAAAAUGAUGCAUCACGUGUUACAUGGGCUCAUGCUGUUAAUAGUCGAGAAAAACUUGAAGAAGCACUUAAAAGUCCAUUGAUGUUUAUUGAAGCUGACAUUUUAAUCGGUUCAUCAUCUCCUAGUCCUAUUAUGGCACAUCCACCACAUACGACAAGUGAUUUAACAUUUUCAGAAUUUCUUAAAGAAAUUAAAUCAACAAGUAAAGGUUUAAAACUUGAUUUUAAAGAUAUUAAUGCAUUACAGCCGUGUCUUCAUGAACUUGAAACACAAAAAGAUAAUAUUAAUGGUCCAAUUAUUCUUAAUGCUGACAUUGUACGUGCAAAUCCUCAAUGUGCUCAACCCAUCGAUGCUCAACGUUUUCUAAGUGAAAGUCUUGCUUUUGCUUUUCGUGUAAUUCCUCAAUUAAUGAUAUCAUUUUCACUUGGUUGGACAACAAUCUAUGAUAGAACAAGCAAUUCUUAUACAUGGUCAAGUGUUAUUAAUAUGUAUCGAACAAUAACAAAAAAUGAUAAUUAUUCGCUAUUUAAUUUUGAAAUAACAUUUCCUAUACGUCUUUCAUUAGCACUUAAUUCAUUUGAACAACUUCAUUGGCUUGCAACCGUAACAAAAUCAGGUUUAACAUUUUGGUCACCUAUUGAUGAAGUUGAAUAUACAAAUGAAAAUUUAAUUCGUUUAUCAAAAUUUCGUGAACAUUUUAGUCGUUCAUUAAUUUAUUAUGAUUUACCAUCACCAUUUGAUAGAUGGAUUAAUGAAAAUAUUUCUAAACCAAAUGAAAAAGAUAUAUGUCCAUCAAUGAAAGAUCAUUGGCAUACGACAACAGGUCAAGAAGAUGAUGUCUUAGUAUCAGAUUUUAGUGCUGUAUUAUUAAAAUCGAAUGUAUUUUUACGUACAAAACAAACAUUUGAUUCAACUGUUGAUUGUACAUGGUCAGGUACAAUUGAAUUUUUAUCUGAUGCAUCAUCACAAUCACAAGCUGUUCUCUGUUAUCUCGCUGAAACUGAACAUACAUCAAAAGCAGGAAUGACAAUAACAAUUUCAAAAACAGGUUCAGUUGAAGUUGUUUAUGAAAAUUCUCAAGGUUCAUCACAAAGUGAUGAAAGUCUGGUUUUUCCAAGUUAUGCAUAUGCAUUUCGUAUUAAAGAUUCAAUAUCAACAAUUCAUAUUGAAAUUUCAUCACUUCAUAUUGAAAAUCUUUCAUCAUUAUCAUCUACUCCAACUUCUAUUGAAUUAACUGUAUUUCUUGAUACAAAUCGUCGACGUAUAGCAUCUUCAGAUGAAGAUAAACAUUUUCAUGCUGCUGUUAUGGGACAAAAUAUUGAACAUAUGUCAUCAACGAAUCAUAUUCCAAAUGGUGGUAUUAUAUUUUCUCGUCUACGUCUUACGCAAGAAUUAAUAUCGACAGAUUAA
Molecule: messenger RNA, 1467 nt
Organism: Adineta steineri
Lineage: Eukaryota; Metazoa; Rotifera; Eurotatoria; Adinetida; Adinetidae
Source: the annotation of a GenBank genome assembly